AUGGUCUAUCACAAAUCAAGGACACCAACAGGCAUUGCAUUGCGAUUGGUCAUAAUCUGCUUGUUAUCAAUGGCUGGGCAUUCCUUAGCAUUUUCAGCCCGUCCUCAGCCAGUAGCAGUAUUCCGACAUUAUUUGCCUACUUUUUCAUCUUCCUCUUCGGUAUCAUCAAUGCCAUGCAUCCGAGCCAGUCCACAAGCAACGUCACGACUGUCACCACUGUCAUCACUGUCACCAAUUACAACCAAAAGACACUACUCCACAUCACUCCAAGCUUCUCCUAUUUCUUCCAGCAUCAGUGACGACGACGACGAGGAAGGCGAACCAAACAUUUUGGAGAAAUUCGCAUCCCUGUUCAGCACCAAGGCCGCCACCAAGGUUUCUCAGAAAUACCAAAAGAUUGCCCCCAUUACACAAAAGACGGGUCUCUUGACCUUGUUUCGAGUGGGAAUUCCUUCCAUCUUGAGUGGCAUCCUUGCCUUUUAUGCCUUCCCGGCAUUGUCCUUGUGGCUCUGCAGCUUUUGGAAUGACGCGGGGGUCUUUGCCGUCCUGAGCCAAGAUUCGUCUCAGUUUGUGCAAAACUUUUUGACCGUCGCCGGAUUGUUGUUUAGCAUUUUGGUGGGUCAGACGUACUACUUCAUGUACCAGCAACAAGAAAUGGUGUACUAUGCCUUGUUUAGUGAAGUCACCGAAGCGAAAUCACUAUUGGAACAAGUGGCGUUGGUCUGUCAAGGCCGUACCAUGUAUCCCAAGGUUCUGUCGGCCAUUAGCAAAUAUGUCAAGACGGAUUUGAAAAAACUGUCAGCGGAUCCGGCUGUACUACUGAGUGCCCGUCCCGUAGACGAUCCUUUGGAGACCAUCAUGUACCUGACCAGCGUCGGAGUGCCAGGAACCGUCUACGAUACCGUCCGAUCGCUACGACAAGCUCGAGCGCAACGCUUGGGAGCCUUGCAACGCAAAUUGCCGACGGUGCACAUGUUACUCUUGUGGAUUUUGGCUGCCAUUGAAUUGGUCAGCUUCCCCUUGUUGGGAGCGGGUACUCAGAGUAUUGGUGGAUACAAUAUCUUGACCAUUGAAGGAUGCUUGUUUGGAGUCAUGACUGCCAGUAUCGUAUUGACCUUGAGGGUGGUUGCUGAAUUGUGGAGACCCGCUGGUGGUGCCUACAAUGUGGACAAGGUAUUAAAGACCAUGGUGUCAGGAUUGGAAGAAGAACUAAAAGCUCGAAUGAGUGGAAAGAAGUUGGAUAACAUGAAGGAAAGCUACCCCAGUCCAGCCAAGACCAUUGAUGGAGACUACCUGGGACGAGCUAGCGAUCGUAUUUCGAAGCAGAAUCCAUAG
Messenger RNA from Cylindrotheca closterium, 1335 nucleotides. The record is from the annotation of a GenBank genome assembly. NCBI's taxonomy places the organism in Eukaryota, Bacillariophyta, Bacillariophyceae, Bacillariales, Bacillariaceae.